Xyrichtys novacula (pearly razorfish) is the source of this 35532-nucleotide messenger RNA. The record is from the annotation of a GenBank genome assembly. Lineage: Eukaryota; Metazoa; Chordata; Actinopteri; Labriformes; Labridae.
ACAUACUUCUGUAAACCACCUUGCGUAUGGAAGUAUGGCGGCACUAGCGACACAACUACUACUCGGCCAAAGUUUAGUGCACAGAUUUUCACGUGAAAACAAUGAGUAAGUACAGGAAGAGAGGGGUUGGUAACGAAGAGCUCGGCCGCAGCAAACAGAGGAAAGGGCUUGCAGAAAGAGUCGUGGGUCUCUGGCCGGCUGAAUUGCCUCUAUUUCUCUUCACCUCCUUGAUUGAAGUGCCUUUAGUCCGGGUACCACAGGGGAAGAAACUCCGCAAGACGGGAAGAGUGGACACGGAAGUUUGAAACAGAUUGAAAACUCUGGCUUUGGAAGACUGUUUGCAGACAGUUAAACUGUGGAAACCGUAAAGUUAUUUCGGGGAUUUUUCGAUGCACUUGCCCGACCUUUUACUACCAGCGUGUAAACAGCGACUCGGCACGAGCCAACUGUUGAGUGCUCGAUGUGCAUUUAAGGGUCUCGCGCUGCAUACCACCAGCUAACGUUAGUUAGCCUCCAUGGCUAACUUAAACAUUAGCUUCAGAUCGUCAGCUAAUCCACACUGUAAACAUUUCCAGGGCUAUGUAAGUUCACAUUCACACUUGUUUUUCCUGCAAACGUUUGUAACAACGGUGCAAGUUUGGGAUAAGUCUGUACAAGUUUGUUAUCCCUCUUAUGUGUGUCAUAUAGACGUUUGAGUGUUUUUGACAACGAUUUUGAAGUAAAAUUGCCUAAAGACAAUGGUGGUCAGGGAUACGACAGUAAUAUCCUGAGAGAUAAAAGCACAUUAUUUUUUAACACUAACGUAUGUUUAAACGUGAAUUAAUGUACUUUUUUCUCUAUUCAAACACCCUAUCUUUAAAUAGUUAUGUGUUGCUUGAAAUAUAAUUCAGUUAACCAAGGUUUGUAUCAUAUUUGACUGGUUUGACAACAGUUGAAAAAAGGGAAAUUCAGUGGAUGAACAUCCUCUUUAGAGUGGAGGAAGUUGGUUUAAUACUCAUGGGAUGUGGGUGUCCUCAAAGGAGGGCACUUUAAAUACCUGCAGUGAUUUUUGUAUUCAUCUGGAUAUGUUGCAUGUGAUAGAAACCUGUUGAACAACUAUGCUGGCAUUUGUUAUUGAUACAUCUCAUCCACAUGAUGUACACCCUUAAGUCAUGAUGUUGUGAGACUCAUUAAUGCACAUUUUCUAUAUUCUAAUGCAGUUUUCAUGCCAAAAAGAUGCUCAUAGCUCUGAAUGGAAUAAUCAUUGAUCGUUUGUUUUCCCCUCCAGACUACUUAGAAACACUGAUCUUUGACCUCCAAGGCAUUCAGCCUCCAUUAAUGCGUGAUAAACAGAGACAUACUGGAGUAGAAGGAAUCUUGAAAGGUGGUCAACAUUACCCACACUCCAGUAGAAGACGAACUGAGCUGGGGAAAGGGGUUCCUGUCUUCUCCUGACCCCUCCACUGACUGGUACCCAACUGUUUGAAGGUGCCCCACAAAGUUCAGCUUGGAGAGUCCCGGCUGCGGCCUGGCACUCUGCCCUUAUGGGGCAGCAGCCGGGAAAGUUUUCAGGGGACCAGAGGAGACCCAGUCUGCCAGCCUUCAUCAAGGGUGGAAAGAGAGAGUCGUCACGUCAUGGGACCCAGCCCUGUAACGUUUUUGCUGUGCAUGGUAAGAAAAUGUUUUUGAUUAGACCCUCAUUUGGUCUUUAGUCAUGACAGCAGUAUAGGUUUAUUUAAUAGCUGUGUCAGGGAAUAGAUUUGCAGCCCUCUUACCAGCGUGUGCUCUCACUGACCCAAACUUGAGAACUUUAACCACUCAGUUUUCUGUUUCCUUUGUUUGUCUGCCAUUUUACUUUUCAUUAAAAAACUACAUCAUAAAAAUAAGUGGACCAAAUACAAAAGAGUAAAUGGUAUUUACUGCUGUGCAAAGGAGUUAUGAUACAUGAAUAGAAAUAACAGAAGUGUAUAGAUGGCUUAAGCACUCUUGUGAUUGCAUCAUUGAUAUUGCUGCUAGUCAGUCAAAUAACAAAUUUGCUUGCGCAACCUGACGAAAGUGUUGUGAAUUAAUUCAAAUUAUUGCAAAAAGACACUUGAAGUUCUUAUAACCUAACCUAACAACCAUGAUGUAUAAUACAAACAGCUCUGGACUUCUACUCUGUGCAGUCAGUAUGGUAUGGUAUGAGUCUGUACCUUUGAUUGGUCAUUGCUUUGGUGUCUGACUGGCAGCCCCUAAUAGUGUCUGAUAAAUGCUGAAGAAACACAUCACCAGAAAUUGUUCCUCUCCAUCCAUACCCCUGCUUUACUAAGCUGCGUUGUGGUGUGGCAGAGCUGAACAGUGCCUCCUUCUGUAUUUGUUAAGGGUGGUGUGUGGCUUUUAAGGGAAAGUUCUGUAAGAUAUCCUUGGUAUAGCACAGAGAAUACAGGCUGGUUAUGAAAGCAGGGCUAACAGUUAUUUUGCAGUACCGUUUAAUCUAGAAUUUAUUUGUGGAAUUAAGUGAUUAAUCUUCUCGUUAAUAAAAUCUAGCAGAAUUGUUCUCAGACACCAAGUGGACAUCUUGUAAAAUCAGCCAAAUUUCCUUCUCAGCAUCCUGUCAGUACAAAUAAACAUAAAGCUGAACAUUUCAGUUUAUGAUCAAGUUAAAACACAAAGGUGCUUCUUAGUCAUUACAUGUUUUUAAUGCAACUUCUGAAGGAAUUUACUGUAGAUGUUCAUACUUUUUGAUAUGUCCUCUUCCUAGUUGAUAUACCUGUUAGCAUAAAUGAGGCAAAUGUCAAUCUGUCACUAUUGGCAUUACUUUAAAUGGUAAAAGUUACUCUGCAGCAAUCUGCCACUUAAAAAUGCACCCACCAGCUCUGCUGUCGUUGCCUGGAUUGCAGGCCAAGAUGUUAUUCCACUUUCUUAUUAUUUUUUUAAACAGAAGUGGUUAGGGCCUCGUACCUCCUCAGGCUGCUUUCACAUCUGUACCUGGUAACUGUCAUUAUUACCCAACACUCUAAAGCUGCCUGAAACGGACACUUAACUGUUUUGACACAGUGAUUAACAACUCCGAAUGCUAACAGAAAACUCACAUUUUUGCCACAUUGUCAGCAGGUGCUGUCAUUGUGCUUAACUCCUUUCUGCUGAUUGAUCCGACGUGUGGGAUCAAGUUGUUGCUAUAAACACUUGGCUUUCAAAUAUGAAACACUGUUGUUAUGGGGUUUGCCCCAUCAGAAUCAAGUGUUUUACACAGCUGAGUAGUAAAUAGACUUAAAACACGGCUCUGUCUGAAUUAACUAAUCACCCUCAUGCAUGCUUAAUGGUGAAAGCUCUAGCACUGCACUCCCAAAGGGAAUGCUAGACUGCUGCUGGCUGAGAGCCUCAGCAUGCUUUGAAAAGCCAUGGACCAAUUAACACACUUACAGGUUAUUAACCUGGUGAUGUUUCCUCCAGUUUUUGUACUUCUUUAAAUCCAUGACUACAGGAAGCAGUCUGUCUCUCUCUGGUUUAAAUUUUCUUAACACUUGUCCUUUCAAAAGCCACGGUUAUCUUUAAAUGGAAGCAAAUGUUCGUAGUUGAAACUUUAACAUAAAGAAAGUAUUGGUAAUUCUUUAGAUUACUUCAGUUUUUGUUUUUAACUUCUUAACGUUCUAUAAAGAACUGACUCAUUAAAAUGCCUUUGUGAUGUCUACAUGGAGCCAAGUGAAGCUAGGUCUUCAGAUUCAGUCAGGGAGGCUUGUUUUCUGCCAUAAAUCAAAUUUAAAUAGUUUUUACUGAAUGCCAGCAAGCGUUUCUUUUAACCGCUUUAGCUUUGGUGUUUUAUGAUGCUGUUAAUGAUCACUGGGGGAAUAAAAAACAUAAAAAUCUAGAUUCAUUUCUAUAUUCUGCCAUAUGUGGGGAAACUUUUAGGAGCUGAAGAGACAAUGUAAAUACCAGUAAAGAAAAACUGAGGUCCAUUUGUCACCAUCCAAGAAAAGAACUUCUCAGUUGAAAUUUUGGGCUUCACGUUCUCUCAGCUCUUAAAAAUGACCCCUUGUCAUUGAACCAGAUGCAUGCCAUGCAUCUAGCUAACUGAUAAGUUUACCAAAUGUGUCCAUUGGGCUGUGAUUGACUUGGCAGGAAUACUUUCCACAGAGUCUCAGUCUUGCAUAACACAGAGGGGGGACCGGACGGAGAAGGUCAGAAAAACAGAAUGAAAGGUUUUGCCGGUAAAAGGAUCGAAUUUGGUAAAGGGUCAGUGACAUGGGCCAUACUUGUUUUCUCUCUCUGCCCCCUUUCCUCUUGUGAUGAGCAGGUUAGACUAGGAGAGGGGGAUGUGACUCAUAGUGCAAGAGGAGGGCAAUAACAACACAGGAUUUUACAUCUCUGUUUUUUCUCCUCCUGGUGAAACCCAGCUAGUUAACAGUAAGCUAGCCAGCUGCAUGCUGCUUCUCAGCAGGCAGGUUCAGACCUCUGCAUGCAGCUGCCUGGGAGAGAGACAGAGGCAGUCAGGGGCAAGCAAAGACCUGCCUGUGCUCUUGGCACCUCUGUGUACUGUACAGCAGGGAGGUAUGAUCUCACUGGUGAGAGAGUAAGAUUACAAGGAUUGAGCAGGGUAGUGAAUUUUUGGGAGCCGUAGCUCACACAAUACAUUUCCAGCUGUUUUUCUGUGUGUGGUUCAGUUAUCUGAGUAACCCCCAAGUUCACUGUGGGCUUUGAUGGAUCAUGGGCAAGCUUAAAAGCGACAGUAUGUUACUCAACCUGCAUAAAAAGAAGUACGUGCAGAGUUCACAAGAAUGCGCUUUAGUUUUUCUCCAAGUUGUCUGUUGCAUGUCGUGUGUAUUUGUGGAUACUACAAUUUGACAUGGAUUGACUGCGGUCAUUGCAGAUGUCCAGCCAUUCAUAACUUCUGAGAAUGGAUGCCGAUUUUAGAGCUAAUUGUCAUCCAUUUCUGUUGCGUUUCUUUGCUUUAUACUGCGGCCGACUAGCAGGAGCACGACUAUCCUUAAGAAAAAAUUCAAAAAGAAAAAACACACACAGCUUCUCAGUAAUUUCAUCAUUUCAAAUAUUUUCAACUUUCUCAUUUGUACCAGAGUUUGAUAUCUGUUUUUGAUUGGCUGGUUGCUGAUAGAUAAUGCUUUUAUAGUGUUGUUGUUGUUUUGCAUUUGAUAAAGCAAGAAAAAAAAACCUUGAAUAAAAAGUACUAAUCAGAAACAGAAUAGCGUAAACUGAUUAAAUAUUUUAUGUUUAUCGCCAUUUCCUGGUGUUUCCUCAAUAGAUUAAAAGUCUCUGGGACUUUGGAUUUUUCCAUCCAGCUAUCUGUAAUUCUAAAAAUAGAAAAAAUUGAGUGAUGGGGUUAAAUAAAAACUGGGUUAAAUAAAGAACAAGGUCAUGCACAGUGAUAUUGUUAAAUGCACAUUACAAUCCUAUACUCAUGGUUAUCUCAGCCAGUAACAUACAGUAUCUUAAAUGGAUUUUUAAACUUUGAUGGUCAUGGCAAAGAUCACAGACAUUAGAUUCACCUGUAUCUGACAGAAUGCUUUGCUCACAGGUCAUGACUUGUGACUUGUGCAAAGAAAAAGGAAGAACAAUAGGCACCAAAUUAAGCUUGCACUAGCCAACUAGCUUUCAAAGUAAUCUAUACCAAUAUUUCUUUAUUACAGUUUGAUAUGGAUAAAACUCAAUUUCACUUUAAUGAGAAAAAAAAUACUUAAAGGUGGGGUAGGCAGGAUCUGAGGAGGUGCCAGUUUAGGGGAGAAAUCCUGAAUGUAAACUCUACCCCUCCCAACCAGUUUUCCCCUCAGCUCCUCCUCUCCCCUCCCUCUCUGCUCCAGCAAGCCCCGCCCACAAACAGACGCUCCUGCUCGCUUGAUUGUUCCAAUUAAAUUCACAUAUAAUGUAGAUAAAUACUUCAGAUAAUUACAAAUGGGGCCCAGUCAACGUGAAAGUAAACAGCAUUGGUGCUACUGUAGAUGCCAACAGACUACCAGAAAACACAACGUUUGCAGGACUUCUAUAACUAGGAUUAAGUGACAUAGUCCAGGACCCGAGGUACAGACACUUGGCUUACUUUGUUAAAGCGGUUUACCUGUCCAGCAGAAAGGUUACAGGGUCUGUAAGAUCCCGAAGUGUCCCCCAUUAUUGUUGACCCGGCUUCUUAGCUCUUGUCCGGUCUACCUCCUUGUUAUGCGUCUGUUAUUCUGCCAGAGUCUCCAGUAUUUACUUUUUCUUGCUUGUGUCGGCAGUCAUAGCCAAAGGAGGAUUCAAACAAUUUUCUGUACUUUCUGGUUGGUUUCUACUGUCUGAUAUUGUAGCACGCUAACUUUGUUUGAGCUCCUGAUCGACACAGGGGAGCAGCGUCUGCCUCACAACUAAUCAGGUUGGGGGAGGCGGAGAACGGCUUUGUUUACAGUCAGAAAGAGCGGAGUGCUCUGAAAUUUUAAAAUGUCGACUACACAGACAUAACAAAACACAGCAAUAUCGUUAUAUUACCAAAUGUCAUCAAUAACUAAUAGCUAUUGACUGAUAUUAAAAGUUCUUUUGUAUAUACAUCACAAAAACUUCUUUAACUUUAACUUCUUUAACGGAUUCCUGCCUACCCCACCUUUAACUGUUUCAUAACAGUUAGAUAACACACCAACAAAUCAACAUUUCCUCCAGCUUUGACAAAAAACAAUGCUUCCAGCAACCAACAGUUAUUUUUAGCUCAGUAAAAUCAUCAAAAUUCUAUAAAACUAUUGGAAAAGGAUUAAAUGAAUUUACCACAAAUAAGAGUAUCAUAAAUGUCGAAUGGGCACAGUGUCUUUGUUGAAAUAUUUUCAAUUUGCUGCAGGAAGUGGAACUGCAGCAUAAAAUUAUUCAAAGAAGGAGUGAUGCCUUUCAAUUAUCUUACUGUCCUUCUCUGACAAAAAUCAGCUUACAGGGUAGAAGAAAAUGCAGGAAGAGAGGAUUUGGUGGAUGGAGGGUUUGAAGGAAAGAAGAUCAAAACAUUAGUGUGUCUCAUUUGAGGUAUCUCUGUUAUUGCCCUUUCCAGAGUUGGUGGUUGGAAGAAAAUGUGCCCUCUGGUGGCCACAUGUAGUCAUAGCAUUCUUGUCUUUUAUUUGGGUAAACUGCAGUUCUGAACAAGAUGUAGUUCUAAAAAGAAAAAGAAGAAAGGCAGAAAAUGUUUGUAUAAUAUUUGUGUAAAUAUUAAGCAACUGUGUAGAACAUUUGACUCCAGAAUCAUAAGACAGUAUAGUAUGGGAGAGAGUGACUUUUAAGUGCUACUGAUUUAUUACUAUGUUUACAGUGAAGCUGUCCAAAAACAUGCAAAAGAUGAGGAUGUUCUUUUAGUCAAGAAGAAUAAAUGGUGAUAUUUCAGUAUAACAAACCACGUUGCUGCUUCUUAUCAAAAACUAUCUCUACUGAAACAGUUGAAAGCCUUUCAUCUGAUGCAAGCUACAGAACUCCAAGAAGUAAGCAUUGAAUCAUUAAGAUACAAACUACUGGAUCCAGUGCAAAUCUAACUUGCCAAUAUUCCUUCUGUUUCAUCCUUUUGUGUGCAGUCUGACUUGGCUGGACACCGACUGUGGGAGUCAGUAGAAACUUUGUUUAACUUACUAGCUGGUGAACACAUGUCAAAGGAAUUAAUUGUCCUCUAUGUUUGGAUUCCUCCUCCUCCUCUGUGUUAAUAAAUCAGUGGUUAGAUCAAGAACUGAAGGCUGAAGGCAAUCCUGAAUCAUCUGACUUUCUGAUAAAAGAUAAGCUGCAUCUUUCAUCAUUCCUCACCACAGGCUUUUGUAAAGAUUGCACAAUGGCUCUUACAGGUAUCUGAAAGGGAACAUUAAUCAAACGUUUGUGUAUGAGCAAAGGCAUUCAAAAAAGUUUUAGUAAAAACUAGGAGUAGUGUAUGUCUAUUUAUACGUUCUCAUAACUUUAAUAUUUUACCGCAUCAUCAAUUUUGUUUAUUUAAAACAAUUUAUAUUAAUUAGUGCCAGACUGAUAUGGAUUUUUUGGGGCCAAUGCCGAUACUGAUUAUAAGGGGGGGGGGGAUCUGAUUACCGAUUAAGCAGCCGAUUGUUUAAAAUUUUUGUGAAGUUAUAAAAUAUAUACUAUAGGCUACUGCUCUUCACACCGACAGGAAGACCGACUGAUCAAACUCAGACCAGAAAAGCGUUUUCAACUGCCCACCGAUGAUCGGUGCCUCCGCGUCUUAACUUAUGUUACUCAUUAACGGUCCAGUCUCUUCUGGAAACAUGCAGCUGCCUCAGAAAGAGAAGUAGCUCGAUCACGUCAUGUGUACUGUUGUUUAUUCUACCGUUACUGGCACGGCUAACAGUGUAGCAAGGCUAAUAGCAGGUGGCUAACUCUAACUUUAGCUUGCAUAUUACAUGGUGCUUCACUGUUAAUUCGGUGUGACAGAGACCAGCACAGCGGGGAACAUCGUAUAGUGGGUUGAACUGAAACUUGUUGACUUAUUGUGUAUUUCACAAACUAGUCUAUUUACCGUUGAUGCGGACCACUCUCCUCCGUGCGUCCCUCAGCUGCCUGCUUCAGAUCCGUCACUCUGCUGUGCUGUGAGGUAGUUAGUGGAUGAAGAUUGUCAUGAGGUCGUGGCGCCCUCUUUAAGAUUAGUCGGGGAACUUUUUAAAUGGCGGAACAUUCUCAAAGUGAAACCAAAUCUUAUUCUCCACAUUUUAUUUCAGAAAAUAUCGGCGAAAAUCGGCGAGUUUGGGCCGAUUAUCGAUAAGUCUCAAACGGGCUAAAAUUGGCUGAUUUAAUUUGCUCGCUGAUAAAUUGGUCAGGCCCUGGUUUUAAUACCCCUAAUGUUUCCUUUUUCUGUGUCUUUUCUUUUGGUUAUUAUCAGCAGCAGGUUUCAUAAAGACACCUAAAUAUUAACUCAUAUUUGGUAAUAUUUCACUCAUCAUUCUGGCAUCCCAAAAGGUAAUCUGCAUGUGAAUUCAAUUUGUAAAUGAUGAAAUUUUACAAUGAUCCAAACUAAGAGAGUUCAGAAUGAGAUCUGCAGCGACUAGCUGCACAUAAAUUUUAAACAGCAAGACGGAAAAGGUCGUAUUUAAAUUGCUUUAAAUUUGUCACAUUACAAUGCAAACAAACAGAUUUAUUCAGGGGAAGAUGCUGAUGGCUACGUGUGUCUGUAACAGCAGUCUGAAUGGAGUCACUGGUGUGUGAUUUGUGGAGGAUUUUAGCUUGUAGCACUGCACUGUGUGUCGUGUAAAUCAUGUCUAACUGGUGUGUUGUCAAAUUGUACUUGGGUUCAACUAAGCAGCAGAAUUCCUCAUUUUCAGUGAACUGGAGGAAUCUCUCAUCCUAGAUUUACCCUAUAAAAUCCAAUUUUAUCACUCUGCAUACAGAGUUUGUGAUACAAUCGAGAAUAAAGUCUAUACCGCUGUCUCCAUGCUACAUUUGCUCUCCCCCUAGCAAAGUGCACUGACCUACAGACGCUAAUGACGUAGCACAUGCAAAAGCUUGUAAACAGAAUAGCAUAGAUCUGAGUCUGCCCCAGAGAUGAGCCGUUGGAUCAGCCUUUUGUCUCUGUUACUUAAAAUGAGGUUUUUGUCUACCUGAACUGGAUCAGUGCAUCCACGAUUAUGUUGAUAACCAAGAUAGUGUAAAGGUGAUGUUUUUGGGACCUGCUUUUUUGAUUGCUUCUAGUUUGUGUAUGUGUGCCCCUGCCCCUUAGUCUAUGAGUGUGUGUGUAUGUGCAAGACUGUGUGUCUGUGUCUGUGUGUGAGCAUGUGUUUUUUCCCGCAACAGCUGAGUUCCUUGUCGAUGCAGAUAGCGUAUCAAUUUCUCUCUCAGUCUCUUACUGUCUGUUUCUUGGCUGGAGCUCGAGGAAUCUUUAUAGUCUACACACCAAAUCCACCCCCCCCCCCCCCCCCAUGAUCCUUCUGAGUCCUCUAGAAUGGAGGAGGGUGUGUGUGUGUGUGUGUGUGUGUGUGUGUGUGUGUGUGUGUGUGCGCACGCACGCCCACAUUUGUACCCCUGCAGCCGGCGCCUCACAGAAAUGCUCAUGCAGGCCAGCUGUUAGGCCCCUGGUGUCUUGUCACUCACACUGGCUGGUCUUGUCUCUAAAAAUCUGUGUGUGUGUGAGAGACUCAUUUGUCCCUUGUCGGAUGACACUUGACUGAUUAGUGACUGUUUCCCCCUCUCAUCAACUCUUGACCACCUGGAAGAGUCCACUUUAUUACCACUCUACCUGAUGACUAGUCAAAACAAAACAGCUGUGUGUAUAAAUCAAAGUAGCCAAGGUAUUCAGCACUUUACAAGUCCACUCUCUUAACUGCUGUUGUCAAGCUUCGUGGGCAGCCAUCUGCUUGGAUUAAAUAUAUGAUUAUGUAUAAAAAGCACAGAAGAUUUACAUUAUCUUACACUGUGUGGAUGUAAUGAGAUGCAAGGAAAUUUUACCACCAAAAAACACCCAAACCAGACAGAAAAUAGCACUUUUGUUUUACUUUUUAAAUUUCUGUAAGCAAUUAGAAGGAAUGUGUCUAAAUUGGCUCCUGGCAAAGCUAUAAAAUAAACAGUAUUUGGAGUUUCGACCGCUGUUCUUCCCAUCGUGGUCCUUUUUUUUUUUGUUGUUGCAUGUUUCGUCGACUGAGGGGCAUUAGGUGAGAUAGAGUGGUGAGUGAGAACAGACCCACAGGACGAGAUGGACAUGUGCUGGAUUCUUUUGAUCACUUUUACAGCAAAAGAAAUGACCUGUUACCCUCAUUUAACAGGUGUUGUUGACGAUAUUCAACCAUUGUUAAUUAUAUUGUUCACACGAGUGCUUUUCUUACGGGUAUUUGUCCAAAAGCCGCCCAUAAAAGGAGGAUUGUGUAACGAUUAUAUAAUGAGCAUCUGAUCAGUAUGACUGUCUAAUUAAUCGCUUCCUGGCCUUCAGCCUCUUCAGCAUCUGCCUCUUGAUCCUUCCCACUCUGUUUUCUCGCUAAGUGUGUGUGAUCUGUUGCAGCAAGAGUGUUGAGUAAUAUUGCCUAUUUACUCAGAGAAAAAGAGAGAGCAAGAGUUGAACAUGGGGCAAGCCACAGCAGUGUAGUGAAGAAUGUGACCUCUUGUGCAUUCCUCUCAAAUAACUGGUGCAAUCCCCUGUUUCCCUUCCCUUUCUUCUUCUCUCCCUCUUUUCUUCUCCUCUUUCCUUUGUGCAGUUGUCUUUGUUCGUCCCACUCUUUGAUUCAGUGGAUAUUCUGUUAUAACAGCUGAAAAGGGGUGAUAUGCCAAUAAAAAAUAAGAAAUGAGCUGACAAUUGGAGAUGAUCAUUACGGGACAAUAAACAAAGCGUAAGUGGCAAUUAUUGGUCAUUACCGCAUCAUAGAAAAAUAAGUUGCUUUGUGAGAAAGUUGCAAAGCAGAAACAGUAAGUCACAGCACCUUAUCUGUCAAAAUCAGAGGAUGAAUAAAAUAUUUUGGGCAAGAAAAUUUAGAAAAAUUCAUACGAGUGAGGUUGUAACUUUAAGAUUGAAAAAGGAAAAAUGAUCAGCUACUUAGAGCGGAUAUAUUUUGAAGCCAAAGCCAUCUUCCCAAAGCGAGGGAAGACUCAAAAGCCAGGUGCACACAAAGGCUUAAACCAGAGCUUUUUCUGCACAUCUAAGGUACAGAAUGUCUUUGUACAGAACUAUACUGCACACACUGUACUUAUUUGAUACUGUAUACAUGUUGCUUAGGGACAAACAGUCCAUGGAUGUUAUCUUGGCUCCCACCCUUGUUGUAGAUAAUCUGAUUAGCUUCAUCAUCAUUAACAGUAUUUGUUAUGCAGCCGGGCCUUAACAACUGAAAGUAAUUAUCUACCAAGGUACCUUGUAUAUUACUUAUUCAUUCCCUUUUUAAAGCAAAUAUAUAAAUUGCUUUAAUUCUGGUUCGCUUUUUAAUUGUAAUUAUACUGUUUUUUCAGUAACAGGACAUAACUUGUGUUCACAUGUCUACAAUUCUUGUCAAAACAACCAGACAAACACCUCUUUUUUUGCCUGCUAUGCCUCUAUCACACACUCGUAAAAAUAAACAGUACAUACAGCACACACAAAAGCAUACUGUGAACCUCCAAGUUGUGUUAGGAAUGCAGCGUGGGAGCUCGUCGCCGACUUGGUCCACCAGACGCAGCUGUUGUUUUUUCUGCAGACAACCUGCUACCUCAGAUGCCAGCUCUGUGUUUUUUUUUUUUUUAAAUCGCCCUCUUUGUCAGAAGGCAUCUGUCCCUGUGCAGAUUACCAGAGGAAAUCUGUGGGGACAUGAUUUGUCACAAUAGGAUUUGUUCUUUAAAAAGAGGUAGAUUCUUCAUAAGUCGCAUUUUUUUCUUGUACUCUCCUCGCUUUACUUUCCAUCAAGCAGGAUUUAACAAUUCCUUUCCACUUAGGUAUUGUCUGGCUCAUUUACAUUAUUGUCUGCUUUGUUUUUUUCCCCCCACUAGUCUAUACCGUACUGGUAUGCUGUCUUGUCUUUUUUGUGUUGUGUUUAGCUCCUCUUCAUAGCUCUAAAAGAGGGGGCCUGCUUUGCUUGCUGCAUCUGGAUCCACUUAGACACAAAGAAGAGCCCAAGCAGCUCCAUUGCUGCAGCCUGAGAGCCUCGUUGCAAGAGUCUCUCUUCUGUGUACGUCUCUCUGUUUUUUGCCCCAGUGGGCAUGCAGACAAAUGGGGUCUUUCCCCAGGCAUCUAGAUAACAUCUCAAAGACGUUUAAGGCUGAUAGUUUGCAAAAGCAUACAGGACAUCCAUUGGCUCUCUCGCUCUCUUUUUGGCCUGGAAACUUUCUGUCUGCUCUUAUCAAAUGCUGCUAAAUUGAUAUAUUUUACCCAAAGUAAUAGCAGAUUCUUUGGGACUUGCUUUCAAUUUGAAACAAUCCCUUUUUCUACUCACUCUCCCUCCCUAAAGAGCUUGGCUCUCCUCUUCUGCACACCCAUAAAACAAUGGAAUAUAAAAGCUGCGCUCUCAUUCCAGCACUCUCGGUCAAAUCAAGUAGUUAAGCUCUAAAAAGGACUGGAUUAGCACCCUCUCUUUCGGCAUAUAGGGCUCGUUUCUCUGCCCUCGUUUUUUUCCUCCCUUAUUUUAACAGACCUUUCAACACAGAUAAUUAGUGCAGUGUUUUAUGCCUGACAAGUGAUGAUUACUUGUGUGCAUUUGACCUGGCUUUCUGUUUGCCCAGUGUGUGAUAUUUUAACUCUUGGCUAGAGUGCAUACAUUUCCAUUCUCCGAAGGUUUGCAUAUUUUUGGUACUACAUAGUUCUGUCUGGAUCUACAGCAGUGCAUCAUGUGGAGAAAGAAGCUUGAGUGUAGCUUGAGUGUUGCACCUUUUUGUGUGUCUGUUAAAAUGGUUUUCCAGUUUCUGCAGUAGUGGGUGGGCUGAUUUAGGCUGAUUUAGAUACUUUUUUUUUAGAGGUUGACAGGCAAGAGUGACGCCACCGAUUGAUUUCGGAAUCAGUUUAUUUAGGCCUUGGGUUCUGCACUUUGGUCCUUUGUGUGUUUUUGGAGUAGGAAAUGAUCACAUUUGAUCUAGUGAGUGGAGAAACAUACCUGCCUCUCUAUCAGGUCACUGUGGUAGCAACUUCUUUUUUUACAGGUAACAUUUUAAAACAAACUCUACUUUAGAUAAAUGUGACUGUAAUUUACAAAAUGAACAUGCUAUUUGAAAAAUGUAAAACAAGAAGAUGAGAACAUAAAUUUACGAGCAAAAUAUUCACUGAGGUAAUAAAUCAAGUGCAGAGUGAUUUGGUUUUAUCGCCAUCAGGAUCCUGCACAGGGAUGAGGGCUAAAGGCACCUCUGCAUUUGUUUCACUUUUGAAAUCAACAUGCUAAUCCACUUCAUGGGAUUUUGUGGUUGCUCUCAGCUUUGCAUGCAGGUCUGUCCCGUUUGUAUUAGUUACUGUUCUCAGCUGGUCUUCCAGUGGACUUUUAAUGGACUCAAGAGUACGAAUGUCCUGAAGCACUUUUCCUAGUUGAGAAAAUGGAAAUUUAAAUUUGGGCUAAUCAACUCACUUUUUCUUAAAGGUGAGUUAGUUGUUGCACGAUUUGGUGAUGCAAUAAAUAACGACAUUUAAACUUUUGACACUGAUCCCUCUGCAGGACACGAUCGCUGUCUGAUUGCAGAGUGGGAUUUUUUUCAUCGCUUUAUGACCUCGCAGAAUCUUUAGAUUUAUAUGUUGAGAUUACGUUUAACUAGUAGCUCUGGUGCCGGCUAGGGCCCGACCAAUAUAGAUUUUUGGGGGCCGGUGCCUAUACCAGUUAUAAGGGGGGGGAAAUGUGAUUACUGAUAAACAGCAGAUUUUAAUUUUUUUUAUUAAGUUUUAUAUAUAUAAUAUAUAUAUCUACCGUUACUGGCACGGCUAACAGUGUAGCAAGGCUAAUAGCAGGUGGCUAACUCUAACUUUAGCUUACAUAUUACAUGGUGAUUCACCGUUAACUCGGCGUGACAGAGACCAGCACAGCAGGGAACAUCGUGAAGUGGGUUGAACUGAAACUUGUUGACUUAUUGUGUAUUUCACAAACUGGUUUAUUUACCGUUGAGGCGGACCACUCUCCUCCGUGCGUCCCUGAGCUGCCUGCUUCAGAUCCGUCACUCUGCUGUGCUGUGAGGUAGUUAGUGGACGAAGACUGUCAUGAGGUCGCUGCGCCAUUACGGGAUAAGUCGGGGAACUUUUCGAAUGGCGGAACAUUUUCGAAGUGAAACCGAAUAUUCUCCGCAUUUUAUUUCAGAAAAUAUCGGCAAAACUCAGCGGGUUUUGGCCGAAUACAGAUUAGUCUCAAACGGGCUAAAAUUGGCCAAUUUAACCGUCUCGCCGAUAAAUCAGUUGGGCCCUAGUGCCGGCAAGCAAGGGGUAUGAGGUUUGAUCUUUGAGUCGACCAAAUGUGCACAGUUUUCCCAGAGAGUGUUAGCAGAUGCAAGAGCACGCAUGUAGGGACGCAUAUUAUAAAAUGUGUUUAAUGGACCCAGCUUAAGUUUUAUUAUUUAACUGUAAAAUACUGAGAGAAAAACAGCUUUUAUAAGCCCUGAGAGAGUCAACAUAAACAAUCAUGUUUGUCUGUUGUUCUCUACAAUAAAUAUUUUGGUUAUUUUUCUCUACGCUCUUGCCCAAAUCGGUGACUUAUUACCACCUCAGGCUGCUUUGGCUUUUGACCUGGAUCCAGAGCAGCCACUGUUUUGUUCUUAAGUGUCCUUUCUCCCCCGUCGACGAUACUUAGUGGAGAAUUAUGUGGAACCCUAAACCCCUUAACCUCAUCUGCUGGUCUGCACGCCUCAGACACUCUGGCUCGAGUAAACAGACACGCACGCUCACGAACAUGCGCACACAUCUAUACACCACAUAAAUCCUACCUAGUGCUUGAUAUUUAAUUACACUCAGCUGCACAGAUUGCAGUGGCUGCUGGGUUAGGUAAUGAUGAACCACACAGAAUCAUUAGAAGGGACCUAUAUGGCUUUGUCUCUGUCCUUCCCUACCAGCCUUCUCCUCCUCUCUAAUUAGAGAGCUCGCUCAGUUUUUAAAGUGUAAUAACUCUUGUUCCAUUACUGAGAUGGGCAGGAUUCAUGCUGAGUGUUGGCAGGCAUUCAUUUUUAGCAUUGCUUGACAAUGUGAUAAUGUUUGUGUUGUGUGCGUGUUUCCUUUUGUAAGGCAGAAAUCAAGAGGUUCCCUGGAGUUAAUCACGUACCUGUAUGUGACAUACUCAGGUCCAAGUGUAAUGGAAAGCUCAAUACCAAGUCACUCAUUCAAAGAUACAAUUUGAUUUACAUUAUUGGCAAAUGAGUUAUAGUCAAUAUUAACCUGACUCCAGCUGAGUUGUGAUGUUCGGAGCGUUUUUGCAGGAUUCAACCUGUUUUCUGGUCAAAACUUGAAAGAAGGGACUGGAGAAAGCGGGGGGUUACGUGAGAGAAAAAAGGGCCAAAAAAACCACCCCGUGGGUGGAUGUACGUCAGCUAACUGUUAACAUCCACGGCUCGGAUUAUAAAACUUCAGCGAGCGAUUCUCCUAUGAGCUCACUUCCAAACAAUGUGCUUCAUGUUUCUCCAUCUGCAACCUUUUUUCCUCUUUCCCCCUCUCUCUCUCUUUCUUUUUUAUAGCCCCUCUUCUCUUCCCUUCAUCCUCUCAUCCCUCCAACACUUACUGACUGCGGUGAGUUAAUGGGCCUUUCUCAGAGUCGGAGGAAGCCUGCAUUUCUUCUUAAUUGGUGCUCGGGGUGGUGCAGAAGAGAGAACAAAUGUUUGCCAUACCAGCAGUGCAGUGAUGAUGUAUGCUCUGGUGCCAUGUGACGUGGUGCUCGGGCGAUGCACUACAUGCAGAACAGAAACCCUGACCUGUUAAAGGGUUUUAAGGAUCCUUAAAUCUGAUCCAACAGCUGUGCCAGGGACUACAUUUCGUUGCACGCUUUUCCAUUGUAUAUAGGUCAGAGUUAGCCAGUGGGCGAAGAGACCAAAUAUUGCCAGAAACAGUGACCUGAGGGUUGGUUGAAACCUGCAGUGGUCAUGAGAAUUGAAAUUGUGACACCCUUUUUAUGUUAAAUGCAGGGAUCUGACCCAGAUUUCCCCAUGUUAAUGUUUUCAAGAAAUUUGAACGAGUUUGCAGUCAUCUUAAGAAAAUUGUGGUUGAUGUUAGUCAUAUUUUAGUCUUUCUGUCUUGUGUUGUUUUAGAAGUAAUCAGAGGAACUUGGUUUUGAUUUCAGUUUAGUUUUAGUCAUCAACUUUUGGUUGAUAUUUUAGUCAAAACUUUUCAGUCAGUUUUCUGAUCGUUAAAGAUAUUUUUCCUGGAUGUAAAAAUUUGGGUCGUAUGUCUCGCUGUGUUUUGUCAUUUUGACUAAAAAUAUGUUUCUAACUUAAACUUCCUCAGUUUCCAAUUGCCCAAAGCUUGAUUUGAAGAGUGCAGUAAGUCACAUUUCCAAAACAUGGUUUCCCUCUUGACUGCAUGGAGCUCCAUGGAGCUUUAACUGAGCUGCUCUAUUUUACUGAAUAAUUUGGUUUUUGUAUGUAAGUGUAAAGAAAUCAUAAAUCAGCUUUUAGAGGGAGUAGGUAGACAUGUACUGUAGAGUUAACUAGCACAGCAUGCCAACAUAAGUUACUGUUGAAUUUGAGACCUUGUCAACUAUAGAGAGAGACCUGAUUCCACAAAGAAGUCUGAGUUUUCAGAAGAUUAAAUUUGGAAAGUUGUUUUGUACUUGUGUCAGACGAUCAUCAUUCAUCCUUUUUGUUUCCUGAGCAGACACUGCAGGGUGCUUUGUUUUCCUGAAUCCAUCGUUUUUUUCCCCUCCCCGCUUGUGUCCACAUGGCGCUCUUGUUCUAAUCAGGACGACACAGUCCGUCUCCUCUUUAAAACAUUUGUCCACAGAUUGUGUCUUUUCUUCUUUUCCCUGCAGCAUGAGUUUUAUUUGGCUUUUUAUAGGAUAGCGGUUGCUCGCCUCUUUAUCUUUUAGAAAAAAAAAACUCUUUCUGCAUGUUCUACUGGUAAAUUUCUUGUACUUGUGUGUAUGUUUCCCCUUCUUUUCGAGAACAACAAAGGCAUUAAAAGUGCAUCUCAUAAACUGAGUUUUACGGUUAAUAUUUUACGAGGAUUUGAAAUUAACACGCUGAACCAUUAGCAUAUCGUGUCAUAAGCAAAGGCAGGCGUAAAGUACAUUGCCUCAUUUGUUGCAGUACUUUCCUCUCUCUCUCAGGUAUCUAUGACCUUAUCUCAGGAUUUUCUUUUCUUCUCUUUUCCUCGACUCGUCUCAUAUUUCUCCCCGUCUUAUAUUUUGCACAUGAAUCAGUUUUGCCUUUCGAAACAUCUGGUUAUUGUUCGCCUCUCCUCGUGCGAUGCUUGCCAAGUAGACCAGUCAACCUAUAUUCCUGCAACAGUUUACAUCUUGUGUUAUCAGCUGAAUAUGUUGGAAAAUUCUGUACCUUUUUAAAAACCCAGUCCUAUGAAGGUCCAGCCAACAAAUGGACCUACAUUUUAGGACUUUUAAGAGGCUUUAGGUACCCAUUCUGGUUCAGAUAUAUUGCAUUGUACUGAGAGGCAUUUGUAACCGUAUUUAUAUAUAAUCUGAUGCGUUAAAAUCAGUUUCUGAUAGUCCUGAAAAAUCCUGUUUUUGUACCGUGUGUAUUUCACUUUAAAGGGCUUUUUUUAAGUCUGUGUUUUUGUGCAUGAUUGGAAAUUCCAGUGACCGGGUCAGCCAGUAGACUGGUUUGGCACUCUUGCUAUGUGCUCUGGUGUCAUCAAGCCGGCUUCCCACCAGUAUGUAAUCACCCCUCUGACUGGACCUCUUAUCUCUGACGCCAUGUUUGUCUCUGAAAUAGAGAAAUAUUUGCCAGACGUCGUCAGCUGAUCAGUAACCCGAGUCUUUUGUAGUUUUAAUCUAAAGUGAAAUGAUGACUAAAAGGUCUUAAAAUAUAUAUUACACAUAAUGAGUUACAUAGCUAUAAUUAAAAAGAUACAUAACUCUUGUGUGUUUUUUUUCGAUAAAAUGAUGGAGGAACUUUUACUUCACUGUUAUGACAUUCAUUUAUAAGAAUUGAGCUCUGAAAAAGUGUGCUGCAAGACUGCUAAACAAACUCUCAAUGAUUAUUUCCUACCUCCAAUCCAUCUGUGCUAUCUUCUCUCACAUGACACAGCAUGUUUCUCCAAAUAUCCAAAGAUAAUGUUCUCAUUUUCAUUAAUUUGAAAACACAGCUUGCUUCAUCCCUUGUUGGAAUGGCUCGGGGCAAACAAGCCUUUGUUUGAGUGGUGUGUGAGGGCUGUUUUUUUUUUUCUUCCCCUGUUAUUGAGAGCUUGAGCUUUGUCUUUAACAACCCGGUCCUGUUUCCAGGACUGACUCCUCAACCUGUAAACAUUUGGGAAUACAGGGAGGGGGAAAAGUGGGGAAGAUGAGAGAGAGGCAGUGAGGGGGGGAAGGAGGGGUAAAAAGCUGUAGGAGGGGCUUCUUGUAAUCAUCUCAUGGGUUAAACAGAAGAAUAAGCUCCAACAAUGCACAAUCAAAACUUCAAAGUUUCAAACGACACGUCGGCAGAAAUUUGGGGUGAUAGUCUUGAGUUUUUUUGUAUUCUUCUUGGUGGGUGCGUUUAUGUGUGUGUGGUGGCGCUCUCCCCUCCACAUUAUGUGUUUGCUGCUGAAGGUGGGAGGGCUCAGCUGAUGUCAUUGAGUGCAGCAAGCUGAGCCUGAAAGAGGCCCUUUGUUGGCAGCUGGAGCACGAGUAGUCUCUGCGCCUCGGAUACACACUCGCACAGGAGGACAGGAGGGAGGAAUGGCACUGUCCAGACUGACCUGCUGCCCACUAAACUGACACAUCUACAGCUCUCGCAAUCUUUUGGACCUAACCUGCUCUUCUGGAUUGUUUUUCUUUUUGGUUCAUGUGAAAGUGGAGAAAAAAACGAAAGCCCAAGAGCAAGAGGGGGAAAAAACAUGGAGCCGCUCAGGAGAGAAAGUUGAUAGACUUUGCCGGAUAGCAGACGGUGCUCUUUCUGUUUCAGAGUGAGGGGAGGAUUUACGGCAACUGAAAGAAAAGAAAACCGGUGUAAUCAACGAGUUUUAGGCUGUUUCCUUUUAGAUCAGUUUUUUAACUUCUCUUCUGUGGGACACAUGUAGAGGGAAAGCACUGAACGGACCUUUGAUUUGAACCAACAACAACAUUUUCCAGCGGGAAGGGGAAAAAAAGCAAAUGAAAAUGUUGGAGAUAUGCCUGAAAUUGGUGGGGUGUAAAUCUAAGAAAGGCCUCUCGUCCUCUUCCAGCUGCUACUUGGAAGGUAAGAAAACUUUUGGAUGGCUGUAGUGUUGUUUUUUUAGCUCGGACAUUUGUCUUAGAGUUUACUUUAGAGACGUAUAAACAAUCAGAAGAAUAACCGAAAGAAAAGAAAGCAGGGUCUUGGGAAACAAGGGGGGGGGGCUGAGGGGGGUAAAAGAUGAAGUAUCACGGUGUGAAGGCUCAACAAUGAUUUCUGCACUGUGGAAACAGAAGAAUGGGGAGGGGAAAACGGAGAGGGAGCACAGGGGAGGGCGAGGGAGGCCAGAUGCACUGGCUAGCAGAAAAGGAAAGAAGUGGAAAAAGAGACGGAGAGGAGAAUACAAGGAAAUCUGACUCCUGGUCGUGUCCCACUUAGCUUUUGUUUAUGAGGAGAGGGGAUCUAAUCUCUGCCUGUGCUUUCCUUUUCACCUCUCUGCUAUGCCCCGCACUUUAGCUGAUUUCUUUCCAUGAUAAACUCUCAGAAAACUAUGAUCGGACUUUUUUUUAGAGUCUGCAGAUUUCUUCUUUUCCAUUCCCUCCAGUUAGACAGAUGUUAAUGCCACACCGAGAAUAGAUGAUUGAUUUGCCUCUGAUGUUUGAUGGGACACAAAGGUGAAUUUGAAGAAAUCCAGCAGUCAUGAUCAACAACAGUAAUUGAUUGGCAAUGGAAAAGGCAGUCAGGCUGUAUGUGUGCCAAAGAUUGCAUAACCAAGUGAUUUAAUAGACUUAAUGGUCCUGGUACGCUCCCCACUGAAGGGGAUGACAGUGAUAAAGAGUCUCAAAUUUCCAGCACAUAUGGUCCAAGGCACAGCAAAAAUCCUGCGAAGAUGUUCCACUGCAAGUAAAACUUACUGACCUGAACUGCUUUGUCAGAGCUGGAGAUAACUCUGUUUCUCUUAGGAUAUCAUCAGACACCCCAGGACCAAAGAGAGGACACAGGAGUUGGAGUUUGUAGCUGCUUUACAUCACCUGACAUCUCCUGCUCUCUUCUAAUUGGUUCUAGAGCAACCCUUUACACUACACAGCAAAAGCAUGGCAUGAAUCGCUUCCCGCUCAGGUGGUGCAUGAGAAAUAAACAUGCUAGGGAUUUCUCAGAAGUAUGAGGGCCGGGGACCUUGGCCAACAACUUUGAAGUGGACUACUCUGUAAUAUAGACUGAGGGUUUUUGGACCCUGGUGGCUACUGUUGGGUGUUUUUUAUCCUUCAACCCAAGGUGUAAAUCAGCUUAUUUAGAAAGACAGACACUAAACAUUUUCAAUCUCUCUGUGAUUUCAUCAUGUUGACGGUUAAUCUGUUCAGAUUUUCCCUGAAAACUCCCAAAAGACAGCUAACCAUUGGAACUAUAAAAAAGGCAGGAGGAACCUAUCGUCCCCCAGGGUUUAUCCUCUGGGGAUUUACCAUAAUUGGAAAGUUCCUGAUCUAAAAAACUUACAAUAAAGCCAAAUUUGAAGUCAGUUUUCUUACUAAGGACAACCAAAAACUGAUAAAACUGAUAGACAAAGGAUCACUAAUGUUGGCUGGAUUCAUCCUCUGGGGAAGAUGAGGUGAAAUUGGAUGUUUUUAGUCUCUUUCCCAUCGAGCGUCACUUCUGCGUCACUUUGUGACUUAUGUUGCAAUCCUUUUACUCGCAGCAGUGCGGUCAUAGCCAUGACUGCUUCACACACAUUUAAUCAUUUCAAGUGUAAGGCAUGCAGUGAAUUUCCACCAUUUUCUCUGAUUUUCUCACUCGCUCACCUCGGUUUCCCUUUUUCACAUUCUUUACAUCCUUCUCUUCCUCCUCGCUCUUUGAGCGGGUGUUGUCACCGUCCAUGUGUCAGUGUGCCGUCACCCUCUCACAAAGAGCUGUGGUAUUUGUGGCCCGUAAAGUGGACAUGUGUGGCACGAGCUGGUCAAAUGCACAGCCCACGUACUUUAUGACCAGGCCUGACUCUUUCUGGACAUAUGGCAUGCCUAACUUGAUCUGAGGUCUGAAUCACACUCUGGUCCUCGUCUUCUGCCACAGUUUCAACCCAAAUCUGACAAAAAGCACAACCAUAACUCUUCUUUCUUGAUUCUCUCUUACGACUUUCUUGAAUAUUAACAAUGACAACAGUUUCUGCCUUUUGUCUCCCCUUCUUUAAUGUACAAAGUUUUGAUAAAAUGCUAAAUGAAUACAAGACAAUGACCAGACCUCGUCAGGAACAGUAGUUUCUACAUCACUCCACACUGCAGGGUUAUGGUAGAGACAUUUUUCAUGGUUUCUUAACCAUAUGAAUGUGGAGAAUCUCUGUCCCUGUGUGACAUGAGGUGCAGAGAUACCCAUAUCUCUUCCAGCCAAGGGAAGUACCCCAGAUUAUUGCUCCAAAACUCACUAGGUCUGUCUCUUUUGACAUGGUAAGCCAAACAGUCGUGCUCCAGAUGAAACUGAAUCUGUUGUGUUCUCACUGGGAAAAUGGCAGGUUUGUUACCACCACAUUUGGUUUUGAUUUUCUCAGUGUGCUUAGGCUCUCGGGCCAAACUUGGCAUCAGAGGCUGUGUGAAAGUCUCUCACCAGCCUCUCAAUACACAGAUUCCUGAGACUUGUCAACAAAGUCAUGUGAUUGGCUGCUUGGCUGCUGGCACCAUUCGCUGUGUUUACUUCCUUGGGUUGGUACUGUUUUUAUGGUAUACGUGUAUUUACUCGCUGCUUUCUAGGAACUAGCGAGACAUAUUUUCUGAAACCAUGGCUACAGAGCUCUGCCAUGUUUGGUGGUCACAAAAACAUUUUGGGGUUGCACUCCAAACAUCUAAAUCAGGCUGUUUGUCUGGACUUUAGAGCCUCUUUAGUAGCUCUACAAUUAGGAUAAUACUCUUACUCUUCAGUUUGAUAUCAGUCCCCACAAUCUUCAGCUCUAAACCACAGAAGAAAAAUGAAUAGUCAAAAACACUCGAAACCAAACCAAGCUUUGAUCAGCUUAAAUAUCAGCACAAUCUUGGUGUUUGUUGGUUUUCAUUUGAGACUUUGCUAGACUGACUUUUAAUACUGCAGCUGCAGAAUUUCUUAUUAAGGGUAACCCUCCAACCUCAGCCUUAGAAGUAAAGCUGGAAUCCAUAUGACAGGAGGUGGGGUGCCAUUGGUUUAUGGUCACUGCUAACAUUUUAAUUUUACGGCCUCCUCCUCUGAUUCUCAGAUGAAAUCCACAAGUGUCUUAAAAGCUGAGUGUCCAUUAUAACAUAUUUAAAGAGAUAUUUGUCUUACACACUAAUAACUGACAAAUGAAAGGCAGACACACAGAUUUAUGGAAAUAUCUGCAGUAUUAUAGGGCUGGGCAAUAUGGCCUCAAAUCAAUACCACGAUUUAUUGAGCAGUUCACUUCAAUAAUGAUAAAUGGACGAUAACUACUCCACAAGCUGCUCACCCCCUCCCACAUUAACUUUGUCUACUUCAGGCGCCGCUCCAGCAGCUACAACUUUUGACACGGAAUAUAUUAACAUGGGCAGAAUGACGUUGGUUACUGUCGUAAGUUUCGGUUUCAUUAAGUUUUCAGUUUAUUGCCCAGCCCUACUUCUUCAGCUCCUCAUGAGCUCUGAGAACAAAUUGAGCAAAUUAGCGAUAAGUUGCGCAAAUACUCCUUCAGUUAUUCAAAGAUAGAUAGACACAAAGGUUUCUCAACCCACAGAACAAGUAGAGAUCACUGUCCAGCUUAAGUUCUUAUUGUUGGAGACCUCAAACAGGUCCAGAAAUCCCAGUGAAGCACAUUUAGAGCUGAAUGUCCUGAAAUCUAGGGAGAAAUUGAUUUUAUAAUGUUGUGGUUGGUCAAGAAAGCGCUAACUAAACAUGGAUUCAGAAGAUCAGUUUAAAUGCCCCUCAUGUGUUUCUAUUAGCAGCUAGUUGAAGUCUCUUUGGGACUCUUCAAUUGUUCCCACUUGUAAUUUCUUUAACCCGUUUUCAUCUCACUUUUAAAAGCCUCAUCUGGACUUACCUCGUCUCACCUUUUAUUCACUGAAUCUGUGGUUGCUCGCAGCUCUGUCCUGAUAAAAAAUCAGCCCUGAUUGUGUUGUGAUCACUCAGUGCAACGUGUUCUCUCCCUCAGGUCAAGUCAAUUUUUCUUACAAUGUGAAUAAAUCAAAGUCACUGUAUGAAACACACAAAAAUCUGGAUGGUUUUUGGCUGAUUUUCCCACCUCAGUCUCCUUCAGACCAGACAGACCUUAGCAGUCUGUCAUCAGGCUAAAAGUCUGCAAAAGAUUAGAUGAUCUCACCGCUCAUUCUCUGCAGAAACUCACUGUAGAUAUGUGGAAUUUUUCGAGCUAACAUCCACUUAUGCAACAAAUGUGGUGAGUAAUUUGUGAUUUGCUACAUUGUGCAGCUGGAGAGCUUGAACUCGCUCCAGGUUUUUCCAGCAAAUGAUGAAAAUUUUACAUCUCUAAAACAUUAUCUGUGAAAGAAAAAGUUCAUGAUGAUUUUACAAAAUAAAAGUCCAACAGAUUUUCCAAAUCAAGUUAGAAAAUAUCAACACUUUUCAUUAACGUGUUAAUCAUGAUUUGAUGAUUUUUCUUGCCUUUGGAAAAUGUAGACAGUGUGUAAAGCGUCUGUGAGCGUUGUGAAUAGUUUUGCAGCUGUCGAAGGGCAUAAUUGUAAAAUCACUAAAACAACAUAUUAGAAAUCAGUAUUUCUUGCCUGUGUUGCCAAAUCCUCAGACUCUGUAGUCACCAGAUGUCUCAUUCUGUUAUUCCUCUGUCUGUUUGGCCUUGUUCAAAUGUUCGAACUCUCUUCAAUAAGAUGAAAUUGGGCCUCAUUACCUAAAAAUUAAACUUACAAAUUGCUGUAAUUUAUCAAAACUAAGACAUGAAAGGAAUGUGGCAGCUUCAAGCGAUUUUCCUAUUAAAUGUUUGGCCUGUUUAACUGAUGUUAUCAGUUUCUUCUUGUUAGCCACCCUAGCAUGCUUUUAUUUGUAAUCAGUCUGGAGAUUUGGUGGGUUUCAAGUAUUUUAGUGUCAUCCUUUAAAGCACCCUCAUAUCUUAAAGCUGUCAGGGAAAGGUAAGAGUCCAGUGCUGCUUCAGACUGUUGUUUCUGCUGGAAGGAUGUGGGUGUCUGUGGGCUUUGGGGGGGUUGAAAUGCAAGAUGCCUCUGAAACAUGUGUGACAACAGCUGAGCAAGCCACACAGCCAGGCUCAUGUUUAGGCCAAACUGCAGUUAAAAAAGCCCUCCCCUCAUUUAACUCCUCUUCUCUCCCUUCAUUUAUUCUCAGUAUUGAGAUUUCGCACUUUUUAAAAAUGCAGUCAUCAGUUUUACUGCUUUAAAAUUGCUAUAAUCCGAGCUGUCUGUAAUUAAGAGAACUAUAAAUUUCAGCACUUUGAACUCUUAUUACCUGUUAGAGGGAGCACAUCCUCUCUCUGAGCUUCGUGCCGGGACACAUUCUCACAGUCUGACAUGUGGCAGUUGUCUAGGUAUUUGGGAAAAUGAAGAGAUAAUCCAGGAAAUGAAAAGUUAUACAGACAGCAGGUCACAUGAUCAGGUUUAGGGCUCUAAUCCAACAUCGGGGAUCACAGCUGAUGACCUGCUUGUUGGAGAAAUGCUUCAUGGGGAGACAACAGUGGACAAUGUUGCUUUAGGAUUCUUCAUGUGUUAAGUUAAAUGGGAAAUCUGCUGCACAGUGCAUACUCCACACACCUACAGAUUCCUCUGAAAUGCAUUGUUUGAUGUUCCCCUCUCACAUCCCUGUUAACUAUUUAUAUUCUGAUGUGUUUGUUCCCUUUUGUUGUUUCAGAAGCUCUCCAGAGACCAGACUUUGAGAGUCAGGGUCUGACUGAAGCGGCCCGCUGGAACUCCAAAGAGAACCUGUUGGCCGGACCCAGCGAGAAUGACCCCAACCUGUUCGUCGCACUCUAUGAUUUUGUCGCGAGCGGUGACAACACACUCAGCAUUACUAAAGGUGAAAAUGCCCUCUGUGUUUUUUUGUUAUGCAUCCAGGUGAACCUGAGUCUCUGUGAGGUUUUGCAUCAUAUUGUAAAAGUGCUUGUUUGCUUCCUGUCUCGUUACCUCUUCGCCUACAUCCCUGUCUGACUCUCACUUCCUGACAACAGUCUCACAUUUUUGUUUUCCUCUGCACUGACCGUGAAACAAUACCGUGAACAUAUCACACAAACAGAGGAAGGAAGGAGGGAACAUAUGUGCCGGAAUAAACAAGAAAAUGUCCCGUUUGACUUAAGUUUCCAGAUUUAAUAUGAGACAUGUCGCUGUAUGACAUAAUUUUUAAAUUGGAGUUUAGCAAAGAAAUCAGGAGGAUUUAAGGGAUAUUAAUAAAUUAUUUAUAGUCAUUUUUCACUUGUUUUGUUGAAACUGAAGAAGAGAAAAAACAUGCAUUGAGUCCAGCUUAGCACAUGAUGUGGAAAAGAGCUGUGAUCUAAGGAAACAACACAUUAGAUACAGUGAAUUCCUGCAUUUCUGAAAAACCAAGCCCACGCCAGCCAUAGUGUUACGACAGCAUCAACAAAGUCUUCAGAAAAACAAGUCAGAGUAGAAGUUCUUCACAAGAGUAAGAAGCCAGGAGAUACUUGAUAAGAAUUUCUGUCUUUUCUCGGCUAGGGGAGAAGCUGCGUGUGCUGGGCUACAACCACAACGGAGAGUGGUGCGAGGCACAGACGAAGAACGGCCAGGGCUGGGUGCCGUCCAACUACAUCACCCCUGUCAACAGUUUGGAGAAGCACAGUUGGUACCAUGGGCCCGUGUCACGCAACGCCGCAGAGUACCUGCUCAGCUCGGGCAUCAACGGGAGCUUUCUGGUCCGAGAGAGCGAGAGCAGCCCCGGCCAGAGGUCCAUCUCCCUGCGGUACGAGGGGAGAGUCUAUCACUACAGGAUUAACACUGCGUCUGACAGCAAGGUGGGCGUCAACAAACACGCACAAGACAUUUAAAAUCCAGUCGAUCAAAGGGAUAUUCGGGCGUAAAAUUAAGUUAGGAUCAAACACACCAUAACACUUAGUUAGACACCCUGUCGAGAGAUGAAUGAAUAUCCUGCGGUCGUUACUUAAGUUGGUAUAACUAGAGAAGCAAGCGGUCAGCAACAUUUAUGUCUCGACCCUAACUUAAUUUUACGCGGGAAUAUCCCUUUAAGUUGUUUCUGUUACUGAGGUUUUUUACAACCUUAGAGAGGUAACAAAUGCUCACAAAUACUUUAAAAUAAAUGCUAGCAGUGGUCUUAAAUAUGAAGAAGUCGGAUCCGGGAGCACUUGCAGCUGUGGUGUGAGGAAUCAUUCAUCUUCAUGGUCGAAUUACUAUUUCAUUAGUAAGGUACAGCUGACUUUAUCGACUGGGAAUCCCCCAAAACUGCCAUGUCAGUUAAGGAGCCGCUGCCAUUUUGACCCGUCACCCUCCCCUCCCCUCCCCCGGUCUGUGAUGCAGUGAGGUGAGCUAGCAUGAGGAACGCUAGCUAUGACAAGAAUGCCUUAAACCACCACUGUGCUGCUCAUAAUGGCCAGCAGACACGAGGCAGGCCAGACACUGACGCCCAUGCUAAGACAUGCAUUAGCACAGACAGAUGCAGCCAAGUAUGCACACAUACACACACACACACACGACACAAAUGAACGAUCCCUCUCUCACACACACACACGGUUCCCCAUCUCAUAUUGUUUUCCAUCCUCCCACUGAGCCAGAACUCAAGGGUCUGGUAUGAUCGACUCCUCCAGCGAGCGAGUUGAGAUUACCUCAGCGCUCUGAGCUGCAGAGCUGACCUCUUGUGAUUAACCGUGCUCCGAAUAACUGAGGUCUUUCUCUAGUUCAAAUGUGUUUUCCCACAAAGAUUUAGGAACUGGUCAAAGUUUUAGCCAAGAGAGCAGCCAACUGACCAUUAAAUCCUCUUUAGAUUUCAAAGGUCUUUCACUGCAGUCAAGUUUGUUCUUUCUCCCCUUUUCCCCUUCCACGUGCCCUCAGCUCGCUCAAAGAGCCUGUUCACAAGUCAUGAAGUAUGCACAGCCCACAUUGUAGAGCAAAUCAUUUCUGGGUUAUGUAAGACUUGGACAAUGGAAAAGACUGUGUCCACUGAGCCCUGACCAAUAUCCUUCCGUCCGCUAGUUUCCUGACUAAUGCCCUGUAAAGUUAGGAAUGGGCUGAGACCGGUCUUUAUGGAGGAAAUAUUGUAUUAUUGUUUUAUUGGGAUUUAGUAUAUUAUUUAAUGUGGAAUAACUGUUAUUCCUCUUCUGUAACUUAAAAGUUUGUAUAUUUUAACACUACAGUUUAUUUUUUAUUUAUAUAUAUUAUAUUAUUUCAUUUUAUUUUUCAUUGAUUUCACAUAUCAAUAAUCUAUCAAAAUUUUACAUGUAUUGAACAAAUUUCCAACAGUGUAAUAAACAUAUAAACAAUGAACAAGUUUGUAGCCUGAACCAAGGAUAUCAACAAGGGCCGGACCGCUUUAUCAGCGAACCGAUUCAAUCAGCCAAUUUUAGCCCGUUUGAGACUAAUCGGUAAUCGUCCAAAACUCGCCAAUUUUCGCUGAAAUUUUCAGAAAUAAAAUGCGGAGACUAAGAUUCGGUUUCACUUCGAAAAUGUUCCGCCAUUUAAAAAGUUCCCCGACUUAUCCUGUAGAUGGCGCAGUGACCUCAUGACAAUCUCCAUCCACUAACUACCUCACAGCACAGCAGAGUGAUCUGCAGCAGGCAGCUCAGGGACGCACGGAGGAGAGUGGUCCGCCUCAACGGUAAAUAAACCAGUUUGUGAAAUACACAAUAAGUCAACAAGUUUCAGUUCAAUCCACUUCACGAUGUUUCCUGCUGUGCUGGUCUCGGUCCCGCCGAGUAAUCGGUGAAUCACAAUGUAAUAUAUAAGCUAAAGUUAGAGUUAGCCACCUGCUAUUAGCCUUGCUACACUGUUAGCCGUGCCAGUAACGGUAGAAUAAACAUCAGUACACAUUAUGUGAUCGAGCUACUUCUCUUACUGAGGCAGCUGCAUGUUUCCAAAUGAGACCGGACCGGAAAUGAGUAACGCGAGGCACCGAUCGGUGGCGGGGGGUGGGGGUAGUUGAAAACGCUUUUCUGGUCCGGGUUUGAGCAGUCGGUUUUCCUGUCGACGUGAAGAGCAGUAGCCUACAGUAUAUUUACAGUAUUUAGUAUACUGUAUAGACUAGUCUGUAUAUCUAUAGUAUAAAUAUUUUUUAUAACUUCAUAGAAAAUUUGAAAAAUCUGCCGAUUAAUCGGUAAUCGGACCCCCCCCCCAUUUAGCCCAUUUCUAGUGAUGGCCAUUUUAGCUGCCACCAACACUAUUCGAAAUAUACAUUUUUCUCCUGACAUUAUCUCUUUUUACCUGAGACUACCAGGUGACACUUGGCAGGGAUGCAGUGUUUGAGAAAACCUGGGCUGAUACUGAUUCCGAUGGGACAAAGAGAGCAGAUAACUGGUUUCAUUUCUGUUAGCUGUUACUUUGUGAGCAUUUGAAAAGUCAUUCAGGCCUCCAUUACACUAUUUUUGAGCAGUGCAUACUCAACGGUGGAAAUUUACAACAAAAAACUCUUAAUUUAACCUUCUUUCGAAUUAAAAAAAGCUUUUUAAAAAUAACUUCUUAGGCUGCUUUAAAGUCACAAACUAGGUGAAAAUGAUGGUUUUAAAAUAGCUGAAAUAAAAGCUGCCUCUUUUUGUGAACAAGAUGUUUUAGGAUUAAACAAAAUGCACAAAUAACAAUAAAAAAAGGUAUUUCAACUGUUCUCUUUUUCAGCUCAGUUUCAUUGUUUCAUCAGGCCUCUGAGUGAUCUUACACACAGGAUGUGAAAUUCUUCAUGACUCCUGACAUGCCGUGAUUAUUUUAAGUGAUACAUACACACCUCCUCAAAGGUCUAAUCUCUCUUUUCCCGCAGCUCUACGUCUCGUCAGAAAGCCGUUUCAACACGCUGGCGGAGCUGGUGCACCACCAUUCCACAGUGGCCGACGGCCUCAUCACCACGUUACACUACCCGGCGCCAAAACGGAACAAGCCGACCAUCUAUGGAGUUUCUCCCAACUACGAUAAGUGGGAGAUGGAGCGCACUGACAUCACCAUGAAGCACAAACUGGGAGGGGGCCAGUACGGGGAGGUUUAUGAGGGGGUUUGGAAGAAGUACAACCUCACUGUGGCUGUUAAGACACUAAAGGUGAGAAGACCGGACUCAUCUCUCACGUGUUCCUUUUAUCAGGAAAGGGUGUUUUUUAAUCCCCCUGUAAUAAAGUGGAAAAAUUUUAUUGGUUUUACACAGAGUCAGCUUUCACUCUUGAUAUAAUGCUGAAUAAUGCCACCAUCUGGUGUUACAAACCAGCAACUGCAUCUUGGCUUCAGCUCAUUGUUUUGAUAAUUACUCUGUGCAGGAGGACACUAUGGAGGUGGAGGAGUUUCUAAAGGAGGCUGCUGUAAUGAAAGAGAUCAAACACCCAAACCUGGUACAACUUCUAGGUAUGUAAAAUGACUCUUCUGUGCUGGGUUUCAUCACCUUGAAUUUGCCUGAUUUAACCUGGGCUGAAGAAGUGAAAAUACAUGAAAAUAUAAACCCUGUAAUUAAAACUGAUGCACUUUGUUGUCUUUGUGUGUUUUGGUUGCAGGUGUUUGCACACGGGAGCCACCCUUCUACAUAAUCACAGAGUUUAUGACCCAUGGGAACCUUCUAGACUACCUGAGGGAGUGCAACAGAGAGGAGGUCAACGCGGUGGUGCUGCUCCACAUGGCCACGCAGAUCUCCUCUGCGAUGGAGUAUCUGGAGAAAAAAAACUUUAUCCACAGGUGGGUGCAAAGAUCUUCUCGGUUUUUAAUGAGCGAUCUCAGUCGUGCGGUGUCAGUCAGAGCUAGAGGAACCCUGAAAAAGUAUUUUUUAUGUCUCAAUACUUUCUUUUCUCCCCCUCCCCUGAGCUGCUCCCCUCAAACUCCAUAAUCUGUUCUCACAGGAGGGACAGACGAGUCGAUGUUGUAACAGAGUUUGUUUGUUCUGGCAUGUUUAAAAAGGUCCUUUAGCAGAGAUGAGAUGAUUUAUGUCUUUUGUAUGUGCCAGAGUUCAUUUUUAAUUUUCAAACUUGACAAGACGCAGCUUGUGGCUCUGCUUUAUGCAAAACAUCUGUGGAAAUCCAACACUUGGGUUGAUGUUGAAACAACACUUCACUGAUUCUUUUGUUCUUUUUUUCUCUUAGUUUUUACAAAACAGUUCCUGUGCAUUAAAAGAAGCUUUGUCGCUCUUCCUGUACAUUUUGUCUCUCGUGUUGGUUUGGAUUUUUGUUCAGUUGUCAUGCUGUUUCUGCUCCUUGUAUGAAAUUAUUUUUUCAAAUUCAGGUUUUUAGAAGUCUCGAUUCCAUCAUGACCCCCUGUUGUAAUUCCUCUCAUCCAGGGACCUCGCUGCACGAAACUGUCUCGUUGGGGAGAACCACCUGGUGAAGGUUGCCGACUUUGGCCUGAGCAGGUUAAUGACUGGAGACACCUACACCGCUCAUGCUGGGGCUAAAUUCCCCAUUAAGUGGACCGCUCCAGAGAGUCUGGCCUACAACAAGUUUUCUAUCAAAUCUGACGUCUGGGGUGAGUUUGAACCCGUUCAGAAAACACUCAAAUGUAUUUCCUAAUUUGCUCCAUGAAUUGAUUCUUGGCGUGAGUCUGAUUUUAUACCUGCAUCUCCAGCAUUUGGCGUGCUUCUGUGGGAGAUAGCCACCUAUGGCAUGUCUCCAUAUCCUGGCAUUGACCUCUCUCAAGUGUACGAGCUGCUGGAGAAGGAAUACCGAAUGGACCGACCCGAGGGCUGUCCUGAGAAGGUCUAUGAGCUCAUGAGAGCCUGUGAGUGCCCAAACUUUUUCGUCCUGAAAGCCAGAGGUGCUGAAAUUCGGUUUGGUCUAACUUUGAUUUUUGUUUCCUCUCAGGUUGGAGAUGGAACCCUUUAGAGCGACCCUCUUUUGCUGAAACGCACCAAGCUUUUGAGACCAUGUUCCAAGAGUCCAGCAUCUCUGAUGGUCAGUCCAGUGCUCUGUCACAUCCACGGAAUGAUGUUCAUUUGUAACGUUCAUGAAACAGUUAAGAUCUUGAAAUCCCUUUCUUGGCCUCUUUUAAAUCUUGUUUGUCUUUGUGUUUGCAGAGGUGGAAAAGGAACUGGGAAAAAAAGGGAAGAAGGUGACCUUAGGCCCCAUCCAGCAGGCUCCAGAGCUGCCCACAAAAACCAGAACCCUCCGCAAAAACAUGGACAACCGGGAUGGAGACAGUCCAGGUGUGAAUCACUCACACAAACUUGAACUCCUCCUUAGUUCUUAGAAAAUAGUCCAUCAAGAUAACCACUGUGAGAUAGUAACAGUGUAUGUUGAAUAAAAGUGUUUCUCUUACUCGUACCAGAUUCGAAAACUGUAAAAGGAAGACAGAGACUAGAUGUUUUUUCAGCUUGUUUGAUUAGCAGUCACCAUCUUGAUGCUGUUUUAUCACAAAUUUCCUUUUAGUUUCCUUUUGAGUGAAGUCAGUCUGAGCUUUUAACACCCUGUGAGACCGAGUGUAGUCUUAGUUUUUUGGCAGUAACCUGAACUACGGCUUUUGGAGUUACCUCUCAGCUCAUACUUCUUCUGUUAAAUCCUAUUUACUUUUCUUGAACAAUGUUCUUUUUGUCUUUUUUCAAUUCCAGAUUAAUAAUUAUCCCGUAAAUAAUAAUUACCCUGUCACUAAUAAUCCUCUUCUUCUUCUUCGUCCUGGCUUAUUUUCUCAGAUCCAGCGGAUGCAGAAGCAGCUAUUUCAUCUCCCAUGCUCCCCAGGAAAGAGCGCCCACUCCUGGACAGCAACCUGAACGAGGAUGACCGCCUGCUCCCCAAAGACAAAGACAAGACCCGAGGCAGCGGCUUCCUCAGCCUGAUCAAGAAGAAGAAGAAGAACGCCCCCGCCCCGCCUAAACGCAGCUCCUCUUUCAGGGAGAUGGAUGUCCACACCGACAGGAGGGGUGUCACACCAGAUCCCCGAGACACUGAGAGCUUCAACAACGGUGCGGCCGUCAAUGACGUCACACACGGCCUGGACUCUGCAAAGUUCCUGAGUAUUAACAACAAUGGAGCAGGGGGGAUCACUAACGGGGCUCCCACCUACCCGGGACCCUUGUUUCCCAGGAAGAAGGGAGCCCCUGCAGUGCCCGGCCCUGGAGGGAAAGCGGCCACAACCCCACCCAGCGAGGAGGAAUCCAUGUCCAACUCUAAGCGGUUCCUCUGGUCCUUGAGUAUACCCACAGGCUCAGACAGCACUGAGUGGAAGUCUGUGACACUGCCACGAGACCUCGGUCAGCGACACUUUGACUCAGGCACCUUCGGGGGCAAACCAGCUCUGCCUCGUAAGAGAACCAGUGAGCAAAAAGGGGAGAACGCCCCUCGUAUGGGCACUCUGACCCCUCCACCACGCUUGAACACAUCAUCUGAUGUUUCAGCUUCGUUCUUAGGUAAAGACUCAGAUCUCAGUCCCGGUUCCAGCCCCCAAGCGUUGACACCUAAGGUUGUGAGGAGACCGGGGUUACCUGGGCUGGAGAACUCAAAGACCAGCGCUCUCCAUGCUGAGCUCCUCAAGCCUAAUGUGUUCCCCGCUUUAGGAGCAGCUGGAGAGGAGUGCCGAGCCCGCAGAAACAAGCACUCUGGGGACUCCGUCAGGGAAAGAGGGAAGAUACAGAAACCCAAGCCGGCCCCGCCUCCACCACCCACUAAUGCCAAAACAGGCAAGAUUUCCCGCAGUCCCACCCAGGAUCCCCCUUCCCCCUCAUCCACCACCUCUGACAUGAAAGCGAAGGGCCUCCCUUCUGCCUCAGAGUCCCACCACACAGCCACAGCCAGCGACCAAGCUCGCUCGGCGCUUAGCGAGGGCUCCAAGAAGCUGCCCCUGGGCUCCUCUUCCAAACCUCAACCGUUGAAGACCUCCUCCUCCUCUUCCUCAGUGACCAGCUCCCUCUCCAGCCAGAGCCUUGGAGGGUUCUCCUCUUCCCUCGCCUCUCCUGGCGAUCAGAGCUCGCCCAACGCUUUCAUCCCCUUAGUGAACAGCCGACGCUCCCUCCGCAAGACAGCGACCCGUCAAGGUUCGGAGCGCACCCCCAACUCCGCCGUGACUCGGGAAAUGGUGCUGGAAGGCACAGAGCUGCUGCGCGCCGCCAUCUCCCGCAACUCAGAGCAGACGGGUAGCCACAGCGCCGUGCUGGAGGCCGGAAAGAACCUGUCCAAGUACUGCAUGAGCUACGUCGACUCCAUACAGCAGAUGAGGAACAAGUUCGCCUUCAGAGAGGCCAUCAACAAGCUCGAGAGCAGCCUGCGCGAGCUGCAGAUCUGCCCCACAGCCACAGGGGGCGCCAACGCACAGCAGGACUUCAGCAAGCUGCUGUCCUCUGUCAAAGAGAUCAGGGACAUUGUUCAGAGGUAGCGCCGUAAAAUCUCAAACCACCAAGAUAUGAAACUGAUAAGAAUUGAUCUUACUCUACCCUUUUUUCCCUGAGCAUGCACAUGAUCCAGGGUCCAUGCUUAGCUCAUGUUGGAGAUUUGAGGGUAAAAUCCUGCAGCAGAGCAGGAGCAGAGUGUAGGUUUGUAUGACUGGACACUCUGAAACACUUAAGCCUGUGGUUAUUGCGGAUGUAAUCAAAGGAAUCUGUCUGUGGAUGUCGUGGGUGAGUUUGCAAAGGCCUUAACCAUGAACGAACUGUGUCUUUUAGCCUUUUGAACGAGAGGCUCGGGGCCAACUCUUUCUUAACAUGACUCUUCACCAAUCACUUUAGGAGGAGUCACGUCUCUUUUGUAUUUUAGCUUUCCCCCUUUACCCUCCACACUAAUAAAAGAAAGGCCUGUGAUAUUCGUUCCCAUCACUGGUAACAGCGUUUUGAGCUUUCACUGAUGCCGAUGACAAUGACCACAAAGUAAACACUUCACCUCAUCUCGCUCCAGGAUGCCUUUAAGACACUAAAACUGAUCUCAUUAUCAUCUCCAUCUGAAAUGAGUCAGUCUGUUUAUAACAAACAAGAAUCCACGUCAUCAUCAUGUGAUUGGUUGCGUGCCGAGUGGUGAAAACGUGCAAGUGUUUGGUGCGUAUGAAUGCGUUUUUGCAGUAUUUUCAACAAUGUGCCAUAAAGUCCUAACGGGAGCAAACAAAUAAGGCAGAAUGAGCCUUCUCCUUGUUUUAUUCCUGCUCUCUUGUAGUGCCUUAAACACUAUCGGCUGAAUUGUUACAGGAGGAGUUGUGUGGAGUUUUUUUUUUUUUGGUUGCCUUACCAAAAAUGUUUGUCUCCAGUCUGAUCUGGAGGGGGACCAGGGUGCAAGAUCUGACAGACUCUUAUUUCGUGUUGUCCUAAAGAAUGGGCCUAUGUGUUUUUUUUGUUUUUGUUUUACUUUCUCAACAUGCCAGUCACUAAAGCCAUCAGUAGCAGCCCAGCCUUGCAAAGAGGGAUCACAGACUAGCGCAGCGUUUCUCCGACCACACAGCGGCCUCCUCUGAUCUAGGGUUUUUAAAUGCUGUUUUAGAGGCAUUUCUACCCCGGAAUAAACAACCAACGUUCCUAUAUCCUGGGGGAAACACUGGACUGAAAUGUUUUUUUGGAUGUCACUUGCUGUCUUACAUGAUGUAUAAAGUGAGAAGCUGACCAUCUUGGGACUUAAAAGAAACAUAUAAAAUUCCACUCUAACAUCACACGUACCUUAAUGCUCGUUUGCAAAUGUUGGACACUGUCAGUGUUUGUGCUGUUUCACCCUUUGUGCCCCGUCUGACUGCGAAGCCUGAGGACACAAGUCAACCACAAGCUGCCUUGACUUCAACACGGUACUGUCAGUGUUGGCUUUUUUUUGUCGUUUUUAUCAAAUUCAACCCCUUUACAACCAUACCACUACUUUUUUUUGUUUGUUUUGUUUUUUUUUGUCUCAGCAUCCUCACCGAUUUUGUACACAAACUUAACUUUCCCUUGUAAAUAAGAUUUCUUUUUCCUAUUUGUUUCUUCCUCUUGCCAUGGUGCAAUUUUUGUUGCAAUAAAAUACACAGCAGUUGUGCUACUUGAAAUACA